Molecule: messenger RNA, 1350 nt
Organism: Cadophora gregata
Lineage: Eukaryota; Fungi; Ascomycota; Leotiomycetes; Helotiales; Ploettnerulaceae
Exons: 4
Coding region: 1-1350 (449 amino acids)
Source: RefSeq, a predicted model, not a curated record
AUGUCGAACUCCAUACCUGCAGAAUUCAUCCCAUACUUCACUGGCGAGAAGAUAGAUAACGGCUCGCUUCAUUCAACAAUCAUCAAGCUGAACAGCGUACUAAUUGCUCUUGUGGUUUCUACCUCAGCACUGCGCUUCUGGGUUCGAUUUCAUAUGCUUCGGUCUGGCGGGCUUGACGACAUACUUCUGUUGGUAGCCGUCGUCUUUUCUCUCUGCUUAUCUAUAUCCGCUAUCGUCGGCGACAGGUAUGGUCUUGGAAUCCACCUCUGGAAUCUUGGCGAUGGCUCUCUGGAAUCAAUUCUAUCGAGCCUAUCGAGGAUAGUGAAGUCGCUUUAUGGAUGUUAUCUUUCUUACACGACGUCCAUCACGUUCACCAAGUUAUCGAUAAUGGCAACAUACGUCCGAUUUCUCCCACCAGGCAUUGCACGAAAAAUUAACUUUGCACUGGCUGUUGUGAUAUUGCUCUUCUGGAUUAGCUCAAUAUUUUCCAUUAUCUUCCAGUGUGUCCCUGCUCAGGCUGCAUGGAACUACAGCGUGAAGGGGCAAUGUCAUCCGAUCAAGACGUUCUUCUUGUCAUUAUCGACCUUCAAUGUUAUCACCGAUAUCCUUCUUUGCAUUCUGCCAGUUCCUCUCUUGUGGUCGCUGAAAAUGCCGAAAGCACAACGAGCUGUCCUGUGUCUCCUGUUUUGCAUGGGUACUUUUGCAUCAGUGGCAAGCAUUCUGAGACUUACUCAUUUGGACCACUUGGACAGCCUGGAUAUUUCAUUCAAGACUGUAACGCCAUUGAACUGGUCUACAGUCGAGGCUGAUGUCGGAGUUAUUUGCGUAGCAUUGUCAGCCCUCCGUCCGCUCGUGAAGCGUCUCGUGCCCGACUCCUUCCAAUCAAACUCCCGCGUUCCAAGUCCAAAUGCAUACGAGACAAUACAGACGACAACUAUGUGCACCUCCAAGACAAGGACUGUGCAGCUGAAUGCAAUGGUGCAGCAUGCACCAUUGACAAGAGCGUGUUCGGCCGUGUCGUCGAAAAGCGAAAUUCUCGUGGAGAGGACGUUCGAGGUCAAGGAGAUACAAGCGAUGCCAGCGAUCGAAACGAGUUCAAAAGAGCUUCCCCCACUGCCGAGUCCAAUUCAGCUGCUGGUGAUACCACCGAUGUCAUAUCAACGCGAUUCCGGCAGACGGAGUGUCGUGGGGAUGUUUACAGCGGACUUCCUGGAUGCGACAUCCACCGAGGACUCUGAAUCUGAUAAGUCUGCGCUUGAUAACGACUCGUCGGGCGAGGAAGAGACAGCCGCCGAUGACGAUGGGACGUCUACUAUUAGAUGUCUUGACGGGACUCCACACGCUCUCUGA